This is a messenger RNA of Epinephelus moara (kelp grouper), 4063 nucleotides long. It is a transcript of the gene foxa1, whose product is annotated as forkhead box A1. NCBI's taxonomy places the organism in Eukaryota, Metazoa, Chordata, Actinopteri, Perciformes, Serranidae. Gene Ontology annotation, biological process: anatomical structure morphogenesis; regulation of transcription by RNA polymerase II; cell differentiation. The coding region runs from base 322 to 1551 and encodes 409 amino acids. Gene Ontology annotation, molecular function: transcription factor binding; DNA-binding transcription factor activity, RNA polymerase II-specific; protein domain specific binding. The record is from RefSeq and is a predicted model, not a curated record. The transcript is spliced from 2 exons.
GUGUGUGUGUGUGUGUGUGUGUGUGUGUGUGUGUGGAGGAGGAGACCUGGAGGGUUGGACCUGCAGCAGCAGGAGGAGGAGGAGGAGGAUCCCAUCAGUCCGCAGGUCAUCAUCACCUCCUCCUCCUCCGCCUCACUAACACUCUGCUUCUCUCUGCUCCUCCUGGCCCGGCUCGGCUCAGCUCGGCUCGGACCAGGACACACACACCCUUAUACACGUACACACACACAGACGGACAGACCGAGGAGGACAGGAGCAGGAGAGCGCGGGAGAGCAGGAGCGGGACCUGCAGGAUCCGGGUUCCGGCUGCGGGCUCCCGUCAUGCUGGGCACGGUGAAGAUGGAAGGGCACGAGGCUCCGGACUGGAGCGGAUACUACAGCGAGGAGGUGUAUUCUCCAAUGACAGGCGGUGGAAUGGGUUCUGGUCUCGGGAUGGGCUCCAUGUCGGGCUACAUGUCCAGCAGUGGGACCACGUCAGGCUCCUUCAACAUGUCAUACAGUGGGACUGGUCUGAGCCCCGCCCCGGUUGGGGGAAUGGGUGGCCCAGCCCCAGCGGCCAUGUCGGGUUUGGGAGGGGGUGUAGCCUCAAUGGGCGGGACUCUGAGCCCAUCCAGUAUGAGCUCGGUGUCGGCCCAACAGGCCUCAAUGGGUCUGAACCCGUAUGGGGGCAUGAGUCCCACCAUGAGUCCCGGCAUGGCCUACGGUGGUGGUGGGCUGAACCGUGGCCGUGACAACAAGGCGUUCCGACGGAGCUACCCGCACGCCAAACCCCCCUACUCGUAUAUCUCACUGAUCACCAUGGCGAUCCAGCAGGCGCCCAGCAAGAUGCUGACGCUGAGCGAGAUCUACCAAUGGAUCAUGGACCUGUUCCCGUAUUACCGGCAGAACCAGCAGCGCUGGCAGAACUCCAUUCGGCACUCGCUGUCCUUCAACGACUGCUUCGUUAAGGUGUCGCGCUCGCCGGACAAACCGGGGAAGGGCUCAUAUUGGACCCUGCACCCGGACUCCGGGAACAUGUUCGAGAACGGCUGCUACCUGCGCCGCCAGAAGAGGUUCAAGUGCGAGAAGAAGAUGUCGACAAAAUCGGACGGCAGGAAGGAGCAGGGGGGAGGAGGGGGAGGAGCAUCUCCCUCUGGGGACUCCAUCAAACCUCCAGGGCUCCUGGACUCCUCCUCCCUGCCCUCCUCCAGCCAGACGACCUCGCCUCCCGGUCUGGACCUGCGGGGAGGCGUCGGCGGGGCCUCGGACCUGAAGGUGUCUAGCUCCCAGCUGCUGUCCUCCCUAUCGUUACCCCCCCACUCCAUGGCGCAUGAGUCCCAGCUGCACCUCAAAGGUGACCCCCACUACUCCUUCAACCACCCGUUCUCCAUCAAUAAUUUAAUGUCGUCCUCAGAGCAGCAGCACAAACUGGACCUGAAGGCCUACGAGGCGCUGCAGUACUCCUCCUACGGCGCUGGGGGGGCCUCCGGCCUCGGGGGGAGGACCAUGGAGCCUCUGGAGGCAUCCUACUACCAGGGGGUGUAUCCCAGACCGCUCCUCAACACUUCGUAGUACCCGCUGCACUUCCUGUUUGGACUCUUACUCUCUGCAUGCAGCCGUUCUGGACUUCCUGUCUGACUGUGAUGAUCGACUCUGCUGCUGCUGGUCUGAACUCCUGCACUGUGACCAAACCAGGACACUAAGAGACACGUUCAAACUGAUCCCAGGUCUGUUUUCUCCUUUUACACACAGAGUCACAAACAACUAGAGCUCAUGUUUCAAAGGUUCACAGUCCAGCAGUCACACGCCGCACUGCUGCAGCAGGUUCCCUCAUGAUAGCGGUUUCCACCCAACAGUAGUCGGGACCCCAACAGGUCUUUGAACUCAACAGGGUCCAACAGGAGAGUUAAAAAAAACACUGUUCCAGGUUAAAAAAAACCCAUCUGAACAUAAAUAAAUAUCCAGUAUUCAUUCUAUGGCAAUAAUAUAAAACAGGUUUUAGACGGAGACAGAAACUGGUUUGUUGGUACUAGUUGGUUUACUGGAUGUAUUUCAGCCUCCGAGUGACUCCAGAGCUUCAAGUUUAAUAUGAGAGUCAAGAACUGUUCACAGACCAGAACUCAGUCGAAAGACUGCAACUUGACUAUCAAUUGGUUUUUGGUAAUUUGAUUUCAAAUUAAAAAGGGGCCAGACAUCCCAACCUGAGUCAGGAUCCCCAAAAAAUCCCUACCUGGGGUUCUGGAGUCCAGAAGCCCCUACGUAUCCAAACCUGAGGGUCUGGACCCCCCUACAGAUUCCUACCUGUGGGGCUGCACUCCCAAAAAAUCCCAUCCUGAGGGUCUGGACUCUGGAACCCCCUACAUAUCCAAACUUGAGCGCCUGGACCCCCCACCAAAUUUCAACCUGAGAUUCUGGACUCCAGAACCCCCUACAUAUUAAAACCUGAGGGUCUGGAUCCCCCUACAGAUCACUACCUGUGGGUCGGGACCCCCAAAAAAAUCCCAACCUGAGGGUCUGGACUUUGGAACACCCUUCAUAUCCAAACCUGAGGGUCUGGACCCCCCAACAGAUCCUGGCCUGUGGGUCCAGACCCCCAACAAAGGGGUCUGUGUUGGGUCUUCUGAAGUCACUUCACAAAGUUUAAGAUCUCUUUCCUGCAGGCCACUAACACAACUCCAGCUCCCAUGAUGCACUGCACACUGAUGCUGUACAUUAGAUCUCACAGUGACUGAAUGAAGCAGUUUGAUUCUCUCUGCUCUCUCUGACAUGUUCGUAUUUACACUGCAUGAUUUUAUUUUGGCGGGGCUUUGGGCUUUCCUGCUGAUCAGACUGAGUUCACUUUAAAGAUAUUUAAAUAUUAAGUUAAUGAAAGAAAAAUAAAUUCAAAUAAAACAACCCGUCGUCCUCGUCACAGAUGCUUUUAUUAUGUUCUUUUAUUUAUGUUUACAUGAGCAUGAGGAAGAAAAACUUUCAUAAAGAAGAUGGCGACAUGGUUUGUGUGACAGAAUCAUGUUUACAGUGUCAUUAACACCCCGAGGCCCCUCAGAGGGCCCCGGCCCACAGGUCAAAGGUCACCUGUUGAUGAUGAGGUUGCGACGCUGACAGAUUAUUGUAAUAAUAUAAUUUUUUUUGAUCAGGAUUUAUUUCUCCCAUGACCUCGUCGGUUCUCAGCUGACCUCCUGAGGGGUCGCGACCCUCAGAGUGAGAAACCCACACAGAUAAAAAGGCCUCUCAUUUAAAGGGUCAGUUCACUCAAACAUUCUCCGGCCUCGCUGUUUGUCAUCGUCUGUAUCCGGGCAGAUUUUUAAUCGCUUUCCCACCAUUUGGUCUGUACAUGUAUUUUUUUUUUUUUUUCAGUGAUGUUUUUGCAUCAAUGAAAAGAGGCCUUAAAACAUAAAAUACAAACUUCAUGAGGAAAUAAAGACAAAAAAUAAUUUUAGCUGAAUUAUUUUCUGUCUUCAUUAUUUUGAAUUAAAACAAACAGAUUAUAUUGAUUAAUAAGGUCCACGUGUGUCUGUCUUGGUGUAAUAUAUGAUACAAAUAAUUGAAAACAUCAGUUCUCUAAAAGGAAAAACAGCGACAUUUAUCAGAAACUUAAUAAAUAAAUUGAAUAAAAACAAUUUAAAUAUUUUGUAUGAAUAAAUGAACACAAAAUAUUUGAAUUCUGAGUUAGUAUUUUAAUUUUCUGGACUUUAAAGGGUCAGAAUAAAUAAUAUUUUACGAGCUGAUUUUCACUCCUGAAAUUUUGUUGAGAAUCAUUGAUGGUAAAAAUAAUUAAAUGUUUAGUCAGUGAACUGGAAAAAAAUAAAUCUUAUCGGUGACUUUUGUGACUCAUGAACAUCGUUUAUUUGGGAAAAUUAAUCAUUUAUUUGAAUUAAAAGAAAAUAAAUUAUUUGUCAGAGAUGAAACAUAAAAGUUGUUUAAAAGAAAUUCUUGAUUUGAGAACUACAGAUUUGGAGACUCUUUGUUUGGUGACUCUCACUGUGUGUGUAAAAGGAGAAACUACUUCCUGUUGGGUGUAUUUAAAUCGCAGCUCUUCUGUCCAUCACUGAUUAUUGAUUAUUAAUUAUUAUUCCUACCAUGU